Molecule: messenger RNA, 1109 nt
Organism: Eublepharis macularius
Lineage: Eukaryota; Metazoa; Chordata; Lepidosauria; Squamata; Eublepharidae
Product: phospholipase A2 inhibitor and Ly6/PLAUR domain-containing protein-like
Exons: 4
Coding region: 392-754 (120 amino acids)
Cellular component (GO): extracellular region
Molecular function (GO): phospholipase inhibitor activity
Source: RefSeq, a predicted model, not a curated record
AGCGAGACAGCAGCAUCGUGCCUUGAUUUGUUCCAGCUUUCAACCUUGAGCCAGGGUGCAGGGGGUGGGCUGGACACUUGUUUUGGUUCCUCCUCCCUUUCUGGGAAGCCUUCGAUUCCUCUUUGAGAACCCUCCCCAUUUCUCCCCCCCCUCCCUGGGCUAUAUCAGCUGGAGGCAAGGAGUUUGCUGCAGUCAGCCUUGGCCAGAUUCUGAUCCCGACCACAGGAGACGGACAGCUCCACUGACUGAAUGCUGAGCUCUUCUACAGCUGCCUGCUUGACACCUACCUAGGACAGGGUUCCAUACUGGAGUGAAGAACAGCAGAAAGCACCACACGGGAAAAAGAGGGAGGAGCAUUCCUUGGCCGUUUCUUUCCACAGCUCCAGUCGCCAUGAAGGCUUUCUUGGGAAUCUUUGUACUCUCGGUGCUUCUAACUUUAGGUUCCUCUUUGGAGUGUGAAACGUGUGUGGGUCAAGGCACCACCUGCUCUGGGAAAAAACAGACCUGCCCUUCUGGCCAAGACGGCUGCAUCGUUGCUGUGACUGAACUCACUGCAGGUUCAGCAAAGGUGGCCAGCAUCAUGAAGGGCUGCUACGAAAAGGCUGCCUGCAAAGAAUUAAAACCUGGAGCCUCUGCGAGCUUUGGAGGAGCUGGAGCCAGUAUUAAAACUGUUGAAUGUAGCAAAGCCCCAGUAUCAUCCGGAUCCUUCCUCCUGGCUCUGUCUGGGCUUCUGCUCCUGAAGUUACUCUUGUAAGGCGCUUCUCUGCCAGCGGCACAGCCCUGAAAAAUGCUUCCACCUUGCUUCUAUGCAAUGUUCCCUAGAAUCCGUCAUCUGGUCCUUCCAAGAGAUUACCGUCUUCUUUCCCCCCCUCUACUUCUUAUGUGCAAAUUAUAUAAUAAAACACAAAGCUCUGUUUCUAUAUGCACAGUAUAACAUUGAUUACAUGCAGUGUCAAGUUAAAUACAGUCUGCAUUAAAAAAAAGAAAACUAUGAAGAGAAACAAAAUGAGAAAGAAGUAUCCAGUCUUCUUAUACUAUCACACCAGUUGUAAACUUUAAUGUCAACUCUGUUUGUUUCCAAAGGUCAAUAAACAGUCUGCAAAAUUUCA